UCACACUCUCUCUCUCUUUCCAGGCGCGUGAAUCUUCGGUUGAAUUGAGCUCGCGCUGUUGUCUUGGGCUGAAUUGUCCUCCGGGAUCCAGCAGGUAUGUUCGCUGCGGGGCUGACAGAAGCCCUCUUCGGCUUUCAGCUAACCUGGCUUCAUAUUCAUGUCGCGUUCGGCGCGCUCUGCCUCAUCGUCAUCGUCCACAAGUUGACUCUGUUGACGGCCACGAGAAAAAGUCUGCUGCGAGACGUUGAAGCUUUUCCAGGACCACCGGGGAACUGGCUGUUCGGACAUGUCUUACAACCUACACAAGAUACAACAAACCUGGAGAGAGGGUUGAAGUGGGGAGAGCAGUACCCCUAUGCCUUCCCCAUGUGGUUUGGCCCUUCUGUCUGCUUUCUCAACAUACAUCAUCCAGAUUAUGCCAAAACAAUACUGACAACAACAGAACCAAAAGAUGAUUUUGGCUAUAUGUUUAUUGAGUCAUGGAUCGGAAACGGGUUACUGGUGUCAAAAGGUCAGAAGUGGUUUCGACACAGGAGGCUCUUGACCCCGGGCUUCCACUAUGAUGUCCUAAAGCAUUAUGUCAACCUGAUGUCAGAGUCUGCACAAGUUAUGCUGGUUUUAAAGUUCGAACAAGUGUUUUUGGAAUUCACAGAAAUGCCACGGUCUGGGAAAACCCUGAAGUUUUUGACCCGCUCCGUUUUCUCCCUGAAAAUGUUUCCAAGAGAUCACCUCAUGCUUUUGUGCCUUUCUCUGCUGGGGCGAGAAACUGCAUUGGUCAGAAUUUUGCUAUGAAUGAGAUGAAGGUGGUGAUCGCCAUGAUGCUAAAGAAAUACCAGCUGAUAGAGGAACCCAGUUUGAAGCCCAGGAUAAUUCCUCGACUGGUUAUGCGCUCACUUAAUGGAAUUCACAUCAAGAUCAAACCUGUGGAAGCACAGAAGUAAAGGGAACAUAAAAUAAUUGCACUUAAGAAAAACACUUGGGAUAAUGAAUAAGCUGUUUUUUAAACUAUUUUGUGUAUUUUGCUAGCAAAAAACUUGAAAUUUGUAAUUGUUUAGUGUCAAAGCAGUAUAGAGGAAA
Molecule: messenger RNA, 1077 nt
Organism: Oryzias latipes (Japanese medaka)
Lineage: Eukaryota; Metazoa; Chordata; Actinopteri; Beloniformes; Adrianichthyidae
Product: cytochrome P450 4B1
Molecular function (GO): iron ion binding; monooxygenase activity; oxidoreductase activity, acting on paired donors, with incorporation or reduction of molecular oxygen
Source: RefSeq, a predicted model, not a curated record